CAACAUGUGAUCUCUACAGACACGAUUUUCUCACCGUUUUUAUGGACGCGUACGACAUCGAUAAGGUACGCCAGGCACGUUAUUCUUACGUAGUGCGCAGCACGUGUAAAAGAAGUACCUUGGUGGUAUGACAUAUGACACGACAUGAACGGGGCCCGGGACUGGUGACACCGGUCGAUCGGCUCGGCGCCUCUUGGACAGGGGGGCGAGGCCCGUUGAAGAUUUACUUUUCACUGCCGUAAUCAUGUGGAUCCUCGGCUUGGGAUUGGGAUUGUUGGGAUACAUGAAACAAUUCACGGAUCUAACGGCUUGCUGGAGACAAGGAUGCAUCAAUUGUUGUUGGAAGUUAAGUAUGAGGUGUUUGAUAGUGGGUGCAGUAUCUCCGGCGUGCUCUCUCACGUAAUGCCGCGCGAUGCAGCGUCGUUGGGAGCAUAACACAUUCAACGCCUUACAUAAGUUUGUUAGCGGCAAGGACGGGUCCCGGUCUAAGUCGAUUCCCAUCUGACGUGGUGUCCCAAAGUCAACAACGGAAGGAACGAAGGGUACGAGGUAAACAAGCACCGAGCUUUGAGCUGGCUAUCAUGUGUUGGCAACAUGCAUUACAGCACAGUAUGUACGGAUAUGCGGAUAUAUGCAGUAUAAUACCUAUCUCGGCGCUGGCAGCAAGAACAGAGCUGAGCUGUGGAUUGCACUGCCGGCUUCCCUGCCGAGGCACUAGAAGGGCCAAAGACUUUCUCAUAUGCCCUUGGUAUACGGUACAUACUCUACUCUAGUCGCGCCGCGGCGCAGCCGAGCCUUGAACUCCACCAAAGAAAGUUUUCUCUGUCCCGUUUAAAAUGUAAGAAAAGGAGUCAGCCAAUGCUAGGCUAAGAAUAGGAACACGCCUUUUUUAUAUAAUAGAAAAAGCCCAGCCCGAUGACGAAUAUGUGACGCCUUACUCCUUUGGAAUUUAUUAUUCUUUUUAUUUGUAAAUAAGAAAAGAAACAAAACCAGCGUGAUCCCCUUCUUUACUACUCGAGUAACAAUAACGAAAAUAUCGCUGUACUGUCAAUUUUGCUGUGAGAUCCUGUGAAGAUCUUAUAACGCUAAAAACGCUCUUAUCGCAUUCUGGUUUCGCCACUCCGCCCGCCAUACCGCCACUACCCGUAAUCGGAGAGGUACCGUACCGCAUGAAAAGAAAGUGGAUGACACAAUCGAAUUGAAACAACUUUGCCUGAAUCCGUUUGCUUGAAUGAAUUUGCCGGCAGGCCCAGCAUCUCACCUACAUCGCGGCCUCUGGUGACAGGUCGUUACACCAAGUUGCUCGCCAUGCCAGUAUUCAAUCCUUUCCAGAGCGUGACGGGACGCAACAGCGCAUCGCUGUUUGAGAUCAGGCUUGAAUCUGAUGUGAUCGUGCUGAGAGGCCCUGAAAGUGAGGCCUCGAGCCAGAUCCUGCGGGGUGUGCUCGUGCUAUGUCUUGCUCAACCCCUCAAGGUGGAAGACGUGCAUUUGCGUCUUACAGGACAGUGCAGAGUCGGAUGGAACGACACGAGGUUGACGGGGACAGGAAUCUCCAGCGGCAAGGUGGAUAAAAUUACAGAGAUUUUGAAUCACAGGUGGCCGAAUUUUGUCGGGUCAGACGGCACUGGAUCGUCGUCAAAGGGUGUGACGCUGGGCGCCACAAACUACGAGUGGCCCUUCGAGGUAAUUAUCCCAGGAAGCACAGCGGAGAGCGUGGCAGGGCUUCACGACAGUCACAUCCAGUACAAGUUGAAAGCGACGAUUGCCAGAGGGCGGUUGGCGUAUGACCUGCACGCUUACAAGUCCGUCCGUGUCAUUCGGACUCUCGACCCCGCAGCACUGGAGCUAUCGCACGCCAUGACGGUGGAGAACAUAUGGCCCAACAAACUCGAGUACUCGAUCGUAAUUCCGCAAAAGGCAAUAGUUUUCGGAACGUCCAUUGCCGUGGAUAUGAAAUUUACGUCGCUACUCAAGGGAUUGAGGAUCGGCACCAUCAAGUGCCACCUCGUUGAGGUACAGGAGUUCUCCAUCCCAGGCCCGGCAUUCUCGAAUAAAUCGCAUAAGAAGUCGAGGGAUAUUGAGAACUGGGCUUUUGAAAUAGAUGAGCAAGAGAGCUAUCGUGACAUGUUGGAUGAAUCAGGGCAGGGUGGCUUCGUUGUGAAGGAGGUACUGCCUCUCCCCAAGUCGCUUAAGAAGUGCUUGCAGGAUUGCGAGACGCAUGGCAUUAAGAUCCGGCAUAAGGUGAAGUUCAAUAUCGCGCUGCACAACCCAGACGGACACACCUCCGAGCUGCGAGCUUCGCUCCCAGUCACCAUCUUUAUUUCUCCUAAUGUACCCCUCGAUGAAGCGGGCAACCUUCUCGAUCAAACGCCAGACCAUAUCCACACGCUUGACAUCGACUCCCACGCCCCUCCACUAUACGGCGAGCAUAUCAUGGAUCAAUUGUAUGCCGGUAUCGACCCUGGCAUUAUGACCCCAUCCGCUUCGUCCGGAAUGAACACACCAUUCCACCUCCACUCUCGAUCAGGCUCAGCGGAAAAUCUUGCAGCAAUGAAUGGCAUGUCAAGCACAGCUGUCAGACCAGAUAUCCUGUCCAGCAGACUACAUAACCUAAGUAUAGCGCCCGGAACCCCUGGCGCGUUUAGACGCCGCGGAGACGGUAGCGGAGGCAACACUCCCCAUGUUACGUUUAGCAGCGACAACCUUGUUAGUCUCGGCACUUCCAGCGCCCCCUAUCCAGCAGGGGGGUACUUCGACCAAGCACCAAACGGAGCGACAUCGAGAAGCAACCCGAUAUCUCGACACCCAAGCGACGAAGACGUGCGCAGUGGUCGCACAUCCGCCAUAACUUCCGGUCAUCAGACACCGGAGCACAUCGACUACUCCGAGCUCGCGCUGAACAAGGUUCCGUCAUAUGCGACGGCGGUUCGGGCUCCGAUACGGAAUACAACGCUUAACGAACCAGAACCGUUACCCAACUACGACAUGGCCAUCUCUGCACCGCCGAGUCCGACCAGGGUGCAUUCAUUUCCUGUCACUCGUACACUAAACGACCAGUCGAGGAACAUCAACAGCGAGCCUGCGACCCCGAGGCCCGAGACGCACAGGCGGAAUACCUCGUUAUCGCACCUAGGCCGGUCAGUGCUGAAUCGGCGGUCAAUGGGAGAUGACGAUGCGGAGAGGAGGCUGCAGCUUUUGAGGGCGAGAGCCCCAUAGGUUUUGCCUAUUAUACCCAUAUAUAAUGGUAGAUAGAAGGAUUAGAUAACAUCCUUCUGCGGCUGCUUUUUGCGAAUAUACUUAAUAAAGCUGGGAACGGCAACGAUUGGAUGGAAUGACUUGAAAGGAUGGGGUUUUAAGGGAAUAGAAGGGAGGAUUUUUGGGAGGCGUUUGGUGGGGAUAUCCCCAGCGGUUUUGGGGAUACCUGGGUUUCUUGGAUAUAAAUAUGGCAUCACUCCUCUUAGAUUAAACUCGGUGAUAAUUAGAUAAUAUAUCUUAAACUUUAGAUC
This is a messenger RNA of Pseudogymnoascus verrucosus, 3506 nucleotides long. RefSeq lists its product as uncharacterized. Bases 1309 to 3216 code for a protein of 635 amino acids. Gene Ontology annotation, biological process: ubiquitin-dependent endocytosis. Gene Ontology annotation, cellular component: cytoplasm; plasma membrane; cytosol. Lineage: Eukaryota; Fungi; Ascomycota; Leotiomycetes; Thelebolales; Thelebolaceae. The transcript is spliced from 5 exons. The record is from RefSeq and is a predicted model, not a curated record. Gene Ontology annotation, molecular function: ubiquitin protein ligase binding; protein-macromolecule adaptor activity.